GAGAGAGAGAGAGAAAAGAGAGAGGGCGCCUGUUCAGCGCGGUCCAUCCAAUGGUGAGGAGCUGACUGAGUCGCUAUGGUGACGAGAUUGUUUCGACAGAGGCUGUGAUGGGUUGACAGGUGCGUGACAGUCGCGUCUGUGCAAGCAUGUACGCCAAAGGCAAGAACAGCGUGCCAUCGGAUAGUCAAGCCCGAGAAAAGUUAGCUCUGUAUGUGUAUGAAUAUCUGCUACAUGUUGGAGCUCAGAAAUCAGCACAGACCUUCUUGUCAGAGAUUCGAUGGGAGAAGAACAUAACAUUAGGAGAGCCGCCUGGGUUCUUGCACUCGUGGUGGUGUGUUUUCUGGGACCUCUACUGUGCCGCUCCUGAGAGGAGAGAAACAUGUGAGCACUCAAGUGAAGCCAAAGCUUUUCAUGACUAUAGUGCAGCAGCGGCACAGAGUCCGGUGAUCGGAAGUCCUCCUGGAGACGGUAUGCCUUUGCCCCCGGGAUUUUUUCAGCAGUUUAUGUCUCCUCGAUACCCAGGUGGGCCCAGAGGUUCUCUCAGAAUACCCAAUCAGGCUUUGGGGCCUGGGAACCAGCCCCUCCUACCCAGUGGGUUGGAUCCUACAAGACAGCCAGGCCAUCCCAGCAUGAGUGGGCCCAUGCAGCGUAUGACCCCUCGGGGAAUGGUUCCUAUUGGACCACAGAACUAUGGUGGUGGGAUGAGACCUCCCCUAAAUGCCUUAGUAGGACCUGGGAUGCCUGGGAUUAACAUGGGUCCUGCAGGAGGAAGACCAUGGCCAAAUCCUCCAAAUAACAAUUCGAUUCCUUAUUCAUCUGCAUCUCCAGGCAGUUAUUCGGGUCCCCCAGCAGGAGGCGGCCCUCCGGGAACACCCAUCAUGCCCAGUCCCGCAGAGUCAAACAACUCAAGUGACAACAUGUACAGCAUGAUCAGCUCAGUCCCUCCAAAUGGAAACAGACCAAAUUUUCCAUUAGGUUCAGGUUCUGAUGGCCCAAUAGGCAGCAUGGCAGGCAUGGAGCCUCAUCAUAUGAAUGGUUCAUUAGGAUCUGGUGACAUUGAAAGCCUCCCAAAGAGCUCACCAGGAAACCUCAGCAUGAAUAAUCAGCCUGGCACACCAAGAGAUGAUGGAGAAAUGGGUGGCAACUUCCUCAACCCUUUUCAGAGUGAAAGCUAUUCUCCAAACAUGACAAUGAGCGUGUGAGAGGACAGCACAGGAGUUACGCUUUCAGUGUUCUACACAAAAACAGAAUUUUCUCCCAACCGGCUCUUUGGUUUUCUACUCAUUUUGUCUUUGGUGAACUAUUGUGUAAUUACAGUGACGUCGUCCUACACCAAAUCGGAAUAAACCUAAGCAAGCCAUGAAAGGAAGCAGAAGACACCUAGAAUAAGUUUGGGAUUCACACAGGGCUUAAUCCAUUCAUUUUCUAUGUACAUGUUUAUGUUAUUUUUAUGUUGUGUGCUAUGCAGCAUAGCUGAUACCAAGAAGCCCUCAGUAUCACAUACAGCAGUUCCACAGUGAUAAACUCCACUUUCAGAAGCAGCAUAAUUUACACAAUUACACACUGUUAUGAUUGAACAGCAGAAAAAGUAUUUUCUUGUUGAGUUAAUUAAACUUGACAUCUCAAGGCCUUCAUUAAAUGUGUUAUUUUCAAAGUAAGUUUAAACAAGGAUUUGGCCACUGGAUUUGACCACUGAUAAAAGAAUCGCCCUUUAUCAAACACGUUGUUCAGGCAAACCAAAGGUUGGCUUCAUUUCAUUUGCACUCCAGAAUAAGACACAUGUACAGUAUAUUCCUAAAUGUAAUGGACUGACCUGCAAUUUUUAGGACUGACUUCAAGAUUUGUCAUGUUGGAUUUGUUCUUGUAAAUACAGCUAUCUGUGAAGAAUUUGGAUAUGCUGAUAUAAAAAUCAUUUUCACCA
Molecule: messenger RNA, 1921 nt
Organism: Labeo rohita (rohu)
Lineage: Eukaryota; Metazoa; Chordata; Actinopteri; Cypriniformes; Cyprinidae
Gene: ssbp2a
Product: single stranded DNA binding protein 2a
Exons: 17
Coding region: 147-1202 (351 amino acids)
Biological process (GO): positive regulation of transcription by RNA polymerase II
Cellular component (GO): nucleus
Molecular function (GO): protein binding; single-stranded DNA binding
Source: RefSeq, a predicted model, not a curated record